Dermacentor albipictus is the source of this 2960-nucleotide messenger RNA. RefSeq names its product endothelin-converting enzyme 1-like. Gene Ontology annotation, molecular function: metalloendopeptidase activity. The record is from RefSeq and is a predicted model, not a curated record. NCBI's taxonomy places the organism in Eukaryota, Metazoa, Arthropoda, Arachnida, Ixodida, Ixodidae. Gene Ontology annotation, cellular component: plasma membrane. Gene Ontology annotation, biological process: protein processing.
GUGCUCGUUCGCCAUGGAAGACAACGCUAUCGAGAACGAGGCACCGUCUUCGCAGUCCACAAACAAAGACCCCUCACGUCAUGCUGAAGAAAACGUGCCCGGUAUUCAGAGCCAGUGCUCACAGAGUGGAGCGCAAAGCCCUGGAGGUCAUGCUAAGGAAAGCAAACGAGAUAUCCCCAGGGCGAGGUCAAUGUCCUUGCCGCCGGUGGCCAAAUCGCAAAUCGUCCCGUCCCUGUCCUCGCACCGGCGAGGUUCCGAGCCACUAGCCGUCAUCGGAUCACCGACAGAUACCCGGGAAGCAGCCGCGACUGUGAAAUCUUCAAAAAGAGAAGGCUUUUCGAGCGAACCUUCCGGGAAGGACGACGAAGAGCCGCACCAGAACAAGCCGGCGAGCCGAUCCGUGGCGACGACCUGCCUGCUGGGCGUCCUAUACGUCGUUGCAGUGGCGGCAGUGGCGGCAGCGCUCUGGUGGCACCACGGCACGUCGGAAGCGAAGGCGCUGGUGAACGCCAGCAUCUCUCACACUCCGCGGGCCACUCGGUUGGAAACGACCGCCGCUGCUGCAGCUGCGGCUGCCUGCAGAGGUUCUGCGUGCGCCAGAGCAGCGGCUCUGCUGCAAGCUGCGGUCGACCAGCGCGCGUCUCCCUGCAAUAGCUUUUACAGGUAUUCUUGCGGAACCUGGCUGGACGCGAACUCCCGGCCGCUGGGAGAAGUAUUCCGGGAGGCGUUCGUGGCGCAAGUCGCCGAGCGAGCCCUGGCGACACGGGUGCCGACCGAGGGUCAGAACGCUAGGCAGAAGGCGGCCCGCUUCUUCGGCGCUUGUUACAACACCGUGACGUCAAGCUUGGGUCACCUGACCAGCGCGAAGCGGCUGCUAGCAGAAGGCGGCGUCACUUGGCCCAGACGCAACGGGUCCUCUUCUAAUGCCUUGGACGCCAUGCUUUACAUGUCGACGGCGAUCAGACUGCCCGUGCUGCUGGAGUUCGUGUUCGCGAGUGCGAGCGAGAAGGCGACCAUCCGACCGACGAAGAAGCUCCUGGAAGAAAUCGCGGCUCGCCGUCGACGCAUGAAUCGGAACCAUGCCGUGCGUUACUUUAACGCUGUAUACAAAGGUUUCUCUAGCGACAACCGUCCGGUCUCGGCCGAUAAGUAUCGUGAUCUAUACGCGCAAGAAGUGGCUGUUUUCGAGCUUUUAAGGUUGGCGAUUUCCAGCGGCAACCGGAAGAAUAAUGCUUCGAUAUUAACGAACGCAGCAAUGAUUAACCAUCGCACUCCGUCGUUGUCAGCCGAGGAUUGGGGCGCCGUUCUUCGCAAGUACUGGAAUAUCUCCGACCGCUCGAAGGUGGACGUCGUCGUGGAAAAUCCGCGGUAUUUCGACGCCGUCUUCUCGCGGCACAAGAGCGUCGGUGGAGAAAAGUUCAUGGAAUUUUACAGCUGGCUUUGCGUGCAGGCUGUCGUGCCGUUCACCAACAAGCGCAUCGUGUCGCUGUACUACGCGACCCGCGACUCCCGGUCCGCGCACCGACACUAUUGCCUCGCUGAAACAAGGCGCUUCUUUCCAAACGUGCUCGAAGGGAAUCUCCUGGAGGAAAUGAUGGGCGGCAAGUACGGAAUGGAAGACCUGCGAAAAGUCACGAGAGGCAUCGUUCGCGCUAUGGGCACCGCCAAGUCGGGACGUCCGUUCAACCGCGGCAGCUGCUCCGACGCCGUCCACGCCUUGCGCGAGUCGGCGUUGCUCAAGUUCGCGCUCCUAAACCCGGCAGGCUUCGACGCUCUGCCGGACAUGACCGAAAACCCGUUAAUCAACUGGUCGCUCACGAAGAGCGCCGUUACUUAUCUGCCUUCGAAGGGAAAAGAAACUCCGGCGUCAUCCGCACGCAGGCGGUCUCUCCUCUCCGGCGCAGUGUUCGACGACCUGGACCCGUGGUUCUAUUCGUCGGGUCUUCCAGCGGGCGCCAAGUACGGCGGACUCGGACUGCGAGUGGCGACCGGCCUCGUCGAGGGGUUCCUCGGGAGGAGGUCCGGUUGCCGGCGACUUCUCGCGAAGGCGUCGAGGCGCUUGAAGACGUGCGCUCGGCGGCGCGUGACGGCGCCGUCGGUUUUGAACGUCACGACCCGAACAGUCGUGAUGACCUCGUCCGUGCUGUGGUCGGCGUACAAGGGCGGCGAGGGAGGAGCGUCCGGGGCGAGGUUCGUCCAGCUCACGGACGACGAGCUCUUCUUCGUCGUGCAGUGCCUGCCUCUCUGCGGCAAGCCUCGGGGAGAGGUCGACUGCGAGUGGCCGCUCGCGCACAGCGCCCACUUCUCUCGCGUGUUCGGCUGCUCCUCCGGCGACCGAAUGAACCUCGCCGGCAAGUGCGCACUGUGGCACUGACGGGGAAGGGCAUCGCGGCCGCAUCAUGCAGCGGGAAGAGCGCGGGACAUUGUUGCGUGCAUGAGAACGACCCGAGACGGCGAUACGUAUUGGUAAAUGAGUUGUAAGCGACAUAGUUGACUGCCGUAUAGGCCACUUUGAGAUUAGUAAAAUGUGACCAAACAAUCGAAAGCCGCCCUUUUGAUGGCCUUCAUUCCUUUUUGUGCGGAAGUCUCUUUGAUGGUGCUGACGCCGUCUGUCUCAUAUUUAAUUGCAAUUUAGGUAAAUGGAUAGAAGGGCUGCAUAGAAAACAUAGAUGUUCCUUGCACACUGUUGCUCGAUUUGGAGAAUAGUUGAGCAAGGCAUUGGUUGCUCACGUUAUUACAGGUAUUCGAGUAAACCAUGGUUAUGCGGUGACCGGUAGUACGGCAGUAUAAUUUAGCGAUUAUUUCAGGCCUCACUGUUUGUUAUUACUCCGUUCAGUUCUUUUUUUAUCUCAUUGGGCGCGUGGUUACACAACCGGGAUGUUGCAUCAAUUGUUCACCGCAGUUGUGUACAUGGUCUGUAAUUUUCAUAUGCAUAAUAUAGACGUUUAUUAUUAUUCCUG